Molecule: messenger RNA, 3267 nt
Organism: Solenopsis invicta (red fire ant)
Lineage: Eukaryota; Metazoa; Arthropoda; Insecta; Hymenoptera; Formicidae
Gene: Rad23
Product: UV excision repair protein RAD23 homolog B
Exons: 6
Coding region: 188-1273 (361 amino acids)
Biological process (GO): nucleotide-excision repair; proteasome-mediated ubiquitin-dependent protein catabolic process
Cellular component (GO): cytosol; nucleoplasm
Molecular function (GO): damaged DNA binding; proteasome binding; polyubiquitin modification-dependent protein binding
Source: RefSeq, a predicted model, not a curated record
AUCAUAUGUUUUCCACAUACUGUUAUAAGUGUUAACAUUCAUACACCUGCGAACUGUUUAAGGCAGUGCAGACUCAUCGCCGAAAAAAUCUCCAUCAAAACACCGUUUUAUUCUUAUCGUGGAGGACUACGCGGGGGUUAAUUUUGCGAUUGUUUGACGUUAUAUCGCGUGAGCUCUCUCCUUCAAUAUGAUUAUAACGUUGAAAAACUUACAACAGCAAACAUUCACGAUAGAGAUCGACUCGUCGCAAACUGUCAAAGAUCUCAAGGAGAAGAUUGAAAUGCAGAAAGGCUUCCCCGCCGAACAUCAAAAGUUAAUAUACGCUGGGAAAAUAUUAGCGGACGAGCAGCCUUUAACAGAAUAUAAUAUCGAUGAGAAGAAAUUUAUAGUUGUUAUGGUAACAAAGCCUAAAGCUGGUGCUACACCUAAAACAAGCGAAGAACAGCGCGCGGAAGGCGAUAAGAAGGAGGAGUCCACUAGUUCAGCAACUACACAACCUAGUUCAAACCUUAAUAUUCAGGAUACUACACGAGCAGCUAGUAACGUGCAAGAGCAACCCGCGGCAGCUGCGCCAGCGGCUGGUCAAGCAGAAAGUGCCUUGCUAAUGGGAGAGGAUUAUAAUACUAUGGUAAACAACAUCAUGGAUAUGGGAUACGAACGUGAACAGGUUGUACAGGCGUUGCGCGCAAGUUUUAACAAUCCUGAUAGAGCUGUUGAGUACCUCCUAACGGGCAUACCAGCGCAACUCUUUGAGGACCCACCCGAAGAUCCCCCAGAAGCUCAAGAACAACUUCAGGAUCAGAGUCAAGAUCCGUUGGCCUUUUUGCGUUUGCAACCACAAUUUCAACAGAUGCGUCAGGUCAUUCAGCAAAAUCCACAGCUGCUGAACAAUCUUCUUCAACAAAUUGGUUCCACUAAUCCUGCCCUCUUACAACUCAUUUCUCAAAAUCAGGAAGCGUUUGUACGCAUGCUCAACGAACCUGUGGAACCUGCUGCGGGAACGGGGGCGCGUGUUUUACCAGCGUCCGGAGGAGGUGUGGCACCUGCGACUGCAGCUGCAGUGGGAGGUGCUGUAAACGGUGGAGCUGGCACGGGUGCAGCAGCGGGCGUAGGAUCUGGUUUAAUACAGAUAACACCACAGGACAGAGAUGCUAUCGAGAGGUUGAAGGCGUUAGGUUUUCCAGAACAUUUAGUCGUGCAAGCGUACUUUGCCUGUGAAAAGAACGAAAAUCUUGCUGCUAACUUCCUACUUUCGCAAAACCUCGACGACUGAAUCACUCGCAUUACUGAUUUUGCGCGUUUACGAAUAAAGAAGAACAGGACUGAUAGAGGGUGGAUAAUCGCACCAUUAUCAUUUUUAUCUUUACAAUAAUCAUCUUUAUUUUGUAUAUAGAUAUACACAAUAUCUAUGCUAUUUUAUUUGUUGUAGAUAAAAUCCUGGUGUGUUUGGUAAGCGAUCAAAUCUGAAGAUAAGCGCGUUACCAUAACAUUGCAUAUGUCAACUCUUUUAAGCAUUGUUUCAUACUUCAAAACAUGAAAAAAAAACAUUUCAUUUAAUAUGUAACACAUGUUUAUGAGAGAAAGAAUUGUUGCUUAUAGCAAACGGUGUUAAAAAAUCCAUCCUUACAGCCUACAAGUGCUCUAAGAUCUUAUAUUUCUUAUAUAUAUAUAUAUAUAUAUAUAUAUAUAUAUAUAAGGGAAAUAUAAAUUACAUUUUUAUAUGAGAAAGCCUUACAAGCCUUACUCUGCAGAAAAAUAUCUUGCAGCAUUUACGUAUUGAGGAUUGGACAUAUAUAAAUUGAAGAUGUGUUCACUCUUGCAUAUUAAGAUAUGUUUUAUACAUAUCUAAAUGUUUGCGCAUAUAGGUAUGAUAAGUAUAUUUGUACAUUUCCUGGCUUUCUGAUAUAAAAAUUACAAAAUGUAUCUGUUUGGGCAUGUGUACUUGGAUAUAUUCGUAUUUACGUGUGUAUGUAUAGAUUUUCUACUUGUAAAUGAUAAUAUUGGAAAACUAAUUUAAAUGUUAAAAAGCUUUCUUGCAUGUCACAAUUCAGUAAAUUGUAAUGGUUGUAAAAAGAGAGGUAAUUUUUAUCAUAGACAAGGGCUGUGAAAAGUUUUGUGAAUGAACACAUAACAUUGGAAAGAAAAAUUAUUUGCAUGAUUCUGUUAUAUGCGUCAUUUUUUAUGUCAUCGGAGAAAUUUUAUUUCUUUCUAACAAAUUGUUUUAUUUUGACGGUAAUGAGAGUAAACGUUAUUUUGAUACUUUUAAAAAAUAAAAAAGUUACAAAAUUACUAUUAAAUGUCUUAUAAAAAGAAUUAUUAUUUGCAUCAUCAGUUUGCAUAAAUGUCAAACGAUAACUUUUCAAAAUAUUUGACAUGAUAAUUUCCUAAUUCUUCCAGUAUUUUAAAGCAUCAAAACAAUGUUUACUCUCACUGUCACCAAAAUAAAACAAUUUGUCAGAAUAAAAUUAUAUUUCUCUGAAGACUGUAUAGAAGUUGAAGUAAUAAAAUUACAUAGUUUUUUUUUCACAGCGUUAUCUACGUAUUUAUUCACAAAACUUUUCCAACAACCCUCAUAUGUAAUUUCUUAAUUUAUUCUUGACAAUAAUUCAAUACAAAUAUUACUUAAAUUUUUAUUAAUAGUGAGCAUUUUGCUUAUUUGUUGAAAUUCGUAAAAUAGUUGAGCUAUUAUUGAAUAAUCUUGAAAUUAUAAAGCCUGAAAUAUUGUUACAUAGAAUAUGUAUACUAGAAUUUUAUUAAAAAUUAAACCUAAGAUAUGAAACGAAUUAUUAGAAACUUUCAAAUAUGACAUGCCCGAUGGUUUUUUUUACAGAAUAAAACGAUCUAUUUUUGGUACAAGGAAUGAUUCAAUUUGCAUGCCACUUAAUGACAUACAUACGUAUGUACGUAUUUAUACAUGUUACACAAGUAGGAAAUUCUUAAUUCUUAAAUUUGUACCAUACAGUUACUUAUUAAUAUCAUUGAAACGAUAAUAAAUAUUGAAAAAAAUUUUCAUCGCUCUUACAUAUAUUUAGUGCAAGAACAAUAUAAAGGAUUAUUCAUUGGAGAGUUGUAGUAACAAUGCAUAAAAUUCCAAUCUGUGUGUGUGUGUGUGUUUAUUAUGACUCGAAUUUUAUCCCUCCCUUUUUUAUAAAAAUAGAGAAAUUAUUAAUAGAGAAGAGCUGCUGUUAAAACAGAACACAUUCUCUGUUGUGUGUUCAAUACACUUGUAAUACAUAGUAUAAAUGAAUAAAUUACGAUUUCCACAAA